Molecule: messenger RNA, 791 nt
Organism: Drosophila hydei
Lineage: Eukaryota; Metazoa; Arthropoda; Insecta; Diptera; Drosophilidae
Product: protein TEX261
Exons: 3
Coding region: 52-660 (202 amino acids)
Biological process (GO): endoplasmic reticulum to Golgi vesicle-mediated transport
Cellular component (GO): endoplasmic reticulum membrane; Golgi membrane; COPII-coated ER to Golgi transport vesicle
Molecular function (GO): COPII receptor activity
Source: RefSeq, a predicted model, not a curated record
CGUCAUUGUUUUGUUUUGGCUCCUGAUCAAGUCACUUAAAAUUUAAGCAUUAUGGGCUUUCUGUUUAUACUUAGUUGGAUUUCAUUAGCUAUACAGAUCACCUUCAUAACACUGUCUAUAGUGGCUGGUCUCUACUAUCUGGCUGAAUUGGCAGAGGAAUACACAACGCCAGCUCGACGUUGUAUACUAUUUAUGAUUAGUUUCACAAUAUUUGUAUAUCUUCUGUUGAUAUGCUUUGAGGACUUUCCAUGGACUAUGAUGCUGUGUGGACUAAUAGCGCAAGGAUUUCAUUUCAGUAUAAUGAAUAAUUUUCCCUUUAUUCAAUUACUGUCGGUGCCGUUUAUUGGCUCGUUGGCAAUGCUGGUGGUUAAUCAUGUGUUUGCAUUUCAAUAUUUUACCAGCGUCUAUGUUCCCUUCACACAGGUACUGGCCUACUUUACUAUAUGUAUGUGGAUGGUUCCCUUCGCUCUGUUCGUCUCACUCAGCGCCAAUGACAAUGUGCUGCCCACCACAAUUAGCAAUAAUGAGCGACUCAUGGGCAGCAGCAAUCCGGAUGUGGUCAGCAAUUACUUUUCACGUAAUAAGAAGGUUGGACUCCUGUCGUUCUUUAACUACAUUAAGGAGACGUUGCUGCCAGGUCGCAGCAAGAAAUCGUUUUAGCUAAGACACUAAAGACUAAGAUCAUUAGUACAUUUGCCGGUUUCUUUGUAAAGGAUAUUGGUCGUAACCCUUAGUUAUUUAUUUUGUAAACAAACCAACAUUUUAGAUUAACAAUGAAUAUGUUGAAUUCA